Molecule: messenger RNA, 969 nt
Organism: Tilletiopsis washingtonensis
Lineage: Eukaryota; Fungi; Basidiomycota; Exobasidiomycetes; Entylomatales
Exons: 5
Biological process (GO): mitotic spindle assembly checkpoint signaling; negative regulation of septation initiation signaling; protein ubiquitination
Cellular component (GO): cell division site; cytosol; mitotic spindle pole body
Molecular function (GO): ubiquitin protein ligase activity; protein binding
Source: RefSeq, a predicted model, not a curated record
AUGGUGCGGCGCAUCAGCGGUGCUGCCCGCGCAGAUGCGCCUGCCGCAGCCUCGCCGACGAGCGAGGCACGGCCAAACGGCUCGGGCUCGCAGCCCUCUGCUGCGCCCGACGCUACGAGCUCGCGAGCGGCGAGCAACCACUCCGGCCGGGGCGCAGAGGCAGCCGAUGCGGCGGACGUCUCUCCAACGGCCGAGGCAACGCCAGCGGCUGCGCACGCGCCAGGCACGGUGCACCGCAUCCGGCUCGUGCCGCACCUUGAGGCCACCCGCUCGCUGCAUUUCGAGCCCAUCGAGCGUGACGUGGCUGAGGGCGAGGCGUGCCUCGUCAAGAUGGGUCGCUUCACCGAUCGCACUGCCGCCGCUGCUGCACCGGCGAGCGAGAUGGGCAUGACAAACAGCGCGACAAUGGCCGACAGCAAGGUUGUCAGCCGCGGCCACGCCGAGCUGUGGUGCGAAAGCGGCGGCAAGUUCUUCAUCCGCGACACCAAGUCGUCGUCCGGCACGUUCCUGAACCACAUCCGCCUCUCGGCGCCCAAUGCCGAGAGCCGGCCGUUUGCCAUCAAGGAUGGCGACGUGAUCCAGCUGGGCGUGGAUUACCAGGGCGGCACGGAGGAGGUGUACCGCUGCGUGAAGAUGCGCGUUGAGCUCAACCGCGGCUGGCAGCGCGGCGCCAACCAGUUCAACGUGAAUGCGCUGCGACAGCUGAGAGCGCUGCAAGGCGGCCCGGCUGAGGGCUCAGCGUCGAAGGAGAAGGCGGAAGGCGGCGCGGUGCCCACCAACCUGCAGGCGAUGAGCGUGACUGACUGCUGCAUCUGUCUGUUCUCGGUCACCGUCUGCCAGUCGCUCUUCAUCGCGCCGUGCUCGCACGUCUUCCACUACAAGUGCAUUCGGCCGCUUCUGGCGAUGCACCACCCGGGCUUCUCAUGUCCGCUUUGCCGCACGUUCGCCGACCUCGAGGCGGACGUGGAG